Coturnix japonica (Japanese quail) is the source of this 2351-nucleotide messenger RNA. The record is from RefSeq and is a predicted model, not a curated record. NCBI's taxonomy places the organism in Eukaryota, Metazoa, Chordata, Aves, Galliformes, Phasianidae.
GGGGCGGGGGGUCUCCUGUUGCCGGGUAACGAGGACGCUUACACGUGGUGCAGCCGUUGUAACUUGGGUGCCCCAGGACUGCUGGGGAGCAGAGUUGGGUGUCUCAGGUAACUUAUGGCUUCCCAAGAAGAAAAACAGUCUCAGCCCUUCACAGAUAUCUUCAAUGAGGAUGAAGCUGAAAAAUCCUUUCUGUUGUCCAAGCCCGCGUGCAUAAUAGUCCUUGGAAAGCCUUGUUCAGGAAAGAAAACAUUGGCUGGAAAACUAGCACAAAUAUGGAAAUGCAUUUUAAUAGAAGCUUCGGAAGUAAUUCAAACAAAUAUUAAUGAAGGAACAGAAUAUGGCCUUAAGUGUCAAGAAUUGCUUUACAAAGGUCAAAGUAUUUCUGAAGAACUUGUUACAGAAAUGAUUCUGAAAAAGAUUGAGUCACCAGAAGUUGCACAUUUUGGUUAUGUUCUCAGUGGAUUUCCUUCUCUCUCAGAGGAAUAUAUGACUGUUUCACAGCAAAUGGAAAAAAUAAGAAAUCUGAAAUUAAAACCAGAUUUCCUGAUUAACAUUAAGUGUUCAGACUAUGACUUAUGUCAAAGAGUAUCAGGACAAAGGCAACGCCCUGAUUCAGGGGAAAUAUAUCAGAGGAACCAGUGGGAUCCCAGUCUAAUAGAAAAACAAAAGAAAAAUAGAGAUCAGCCUGAAGAGGAGAAUGAAGAAGAUGAAGCUGAAGCUGAAGAGAUGGAAGAAGAGACUGAGCAAGAUUCACUUAAGAUGUCAGAAAUGAUUGAUCAAUUAGUGCAAAGACCAGAAGACAUGCUUGAAAAUAUAAAGGAAAGAGUUGGCUUGUAUAAAGAUACAAUGCUUCGUUCUUUAGAAGAUUUGAUGGCUGAACAAGAUUCACAGUAUCUUAUUGAACUGGAUGGAAAUCGGGAACCAGAUGAACUUCUUGCUUCAGUGGUAAGUCGACUUCAGUCAAUGGAUGUUCGAAAUGGAGCUCCUAUAAUUAGGCUUCAGAGUCAGCAAGAAGAAAUGCUGGAGGGAGUGGAAAAUGAUGAGCUUCUCCGUGUUCUGUCAUCAUUCAAGCUAAUAGCACCCAGAUACCGAUGGCGUAGAAGCAGGUGGGGACCAGUAUGUCCUGUGGCUCUCAAGAAUGGUGAUAUUGUAAUGGGAAACCCAGAGCUGGCUGUCAGUUUUCUAGGUAAAAUGUACGUGCUGUCAUCCCCAGAGGCACUGAAAAUGUUCAUGUUGAAUCCGCGCCCUUACUUGUUACCACCAAUGCCAAUGCCUCCUUGUAAAGUUCUAGUAUUUGGCCCUCCACUGUCAGGGAGAACAACUGUUUGUAAACUAAUUGCAAACAAAUACAAAGGAAAGUUUCUUGAUAUGGCUGAACUCAUUCAAUCUCAUGUGGAAGAAUUAAGAGAAAAAAAAGCUGAGCAAGUGCGAAGGUAUGAAAUAGAAAAGGCUAAAACAGCAGUGGAAGAUAGCUUGGAAUCUGAAAAGCAAUCGGAAGAACCGGAAAUGUCAGAGUUAACCGAUCUCCACCCAGAAGGUGAAGAGGUGGUGGAAGAAGCUGUGGAAGGGUCAUCAGAAUCUGAAGAUACGCUGUCACCUGAAACAUAUGCAGAAGUACUGGAGAGAGCUAUUGCAGAGCUUAUGAAGAAGAAUAAAGACAGGUUUCCUGGUGCUCCAGAAAAAGGAGGAUGGGUAGUGGAUAACUUUCCUUUGUCAGAAGGUCACUGGUCAGCUUUGUCAGAAAGAGGACUUCUGCCUGACACUGUUGUCUGUCUUAAGGAUACAGAAACUGGUGGAGGCUGUAUAUUACGCAGAACAUACUUAGCAAAUAAAGACGAAUUUGAUUCUAAGAUUUUGAAAAGACUAGCAGAAGAAGCAUUAGAAAAGGAAAAAGAAGAAGAAGAGGAAAGAAGAGAAAUACCGGAAAUGCUGACAUCAGAGGAAGGAGAACAAUCUCAAGCGGAUGCUGAGGAGAAAGAUUCAAGAGGAGCAAUGUAUGCCUGUGCUUCAGUCAGAGAUAGAACAAACCCAUGUUCAGACUAUGAGACCUGGAGGAGAUGGGGAGGUUGUAAAUACCUGAAGGAAGGGUGCAAUGAGGGCAGAGCCAGGCUCUUUUUAGAGGUACCUAGUGCCAGGACAAGAGGCAAGGGGCACAGACUUCAACACAGGAGGUGCCCUCUGACCAUCAGGAAGAAUUUCUGUACUGAGCACAUCUUCUAAGACUGCCCAGGCAUUCUGCUCUGAGUGUCCCUGCUUGAGCAGGGGUUGGGCCAGGUGGACCUAGAUGUCCCUCCUAACCUUGGCCCUUCUGUGAUUCUGUAAUAUUGAUCCAUCCCUUUUCUCACAUUACA